CGUCAAAAUGGUCAACGAUUCUAAAUCGAAUAAUGACUCUUCCGCCCCAUUUUCCAGCUACCAACAUGAAGUCUACGUAGCCGGCACGAAAGGCAUCAAACCCAUCAUGACAACGAACCCCAACCUCUGGGAAGCCGCGGCAAAGCAAGCGAUGGAGCCCAUGAACUUCGACUACGCCAAGGGAGGAGCUGGGGCUGGCGAGACGAUCAGGAAAAACCGCGAAGCGUUUGAUAAAUGGAGCAUCAUUCCCCGGAUGGUGAGGUCGAAUACCAAGCGGUCUCUUAAAGUGAAUGUUCUUGGUCAGGAAUGGCCGGCUCCUGUGGCUAUUGCGCCUGUUGGUGUGAAUAAGAUCUUUCAUCCCGAUGGAGAGAAAGGAGUCGCCCACGCAGCCGGUAAAGUGGGCAUCCCAUACGUGCUCUCCACCUUCGCAUCGGAAAGCCCUGAAGCCGUCGCUCAAGCCCAGGAUGAAGCGGCAGGCCAUGAUAAAAGCAUUCGCUGGCUCCAACUCUACUGGCCCCAAUCCGUCGACCACGACGUGACACGGUCUAUUCUGCGUCGCGCUAAAGCAGAACGCUACACAGCCCUCGUCAUCACACUGGACAUCUUCUCUAUGAGUUGGCGUCCCAUGGACCUCGAUAAUGCCUACCUUCCCCUCUACAAAGGCUAUAGUACCGCUCUCGGGUUUACCGAUCCGGUCUUCCGACGUAAAUUCGUAGAAAGGUACGGCCACGAGGCAGAUGAGGAUAUCCUCAAGGGCGCAUUCGAGUGGGAGAAUACUAUCUUCCCCAAUCUCGCACAUACAUGGUCGGAGCUCGAGUUCCUGCGUAAGGAGUGGGAUGGCCAUAUACUUGUCAAGGGUAUACAGACUGCAACUGAUGCUGAAAUGGCUGUGCAAGCCGGCGUGGACGGUAUUAUUGUCUCCAACCACGGUGGGAGACAGUAUGAUGGCGCAUAUGGUUCUCUGGACGCGUUGCGAGAGAUUGCAGAGGCAGUGGGAGAUCGCGUUGACGUUCUGUUCGACAGUGGGAUCCGUACUGGUGCAGACGUGAUGAAAGCUCUUGCACUGGGUGCUAAAGCUGUGUUUGUUGGUCGACCUGUUAUUUAUGGACUGGGGGCAAAGGGGAAAGAGGGUGCGUUGCAUGUGCUUCGUUGUCUUUUGGCAGAUUUGGAGAUCAACCUUGCUAUUACUGGGGUUCAUAAUGUGGUGGAUUUGAAGCCGAGUGAUUUGCGGGGACCUCACUUCAAGGCGUCUCUGUAG
Molecule: messenger RNA, 1258 nt
Organism: Aspergillus caelatus
Lineage: Eukaryota; Fungi; Ascomycota; Eurotiomycetes; Eurotiales; Aspergillaceae
Product: FMN-dependent dehydrogenase
Exons: 3
Coding region: 8-1258 (416 amino acids)
Molecular function (GO): oxidoreductase activity; FMN binding
Source: RefSeq, a predicted model, not a curated record